Physcomitrium patens is the source of this 2689-nucleotide messenger RNA. NCBI's taxonomy places the organism in Eukaryota, Viridiplantae, Streptophyta, Bryopsida, Funariales, Funariaceae. The record is from RefSeq and is a predicted model, not a curated record.
AUAAAAUGAAACGCAAGAAAAAGUUAAAUCUCAUAUUUGAAAAAGAGAACUUGCAACGUAAAAAAAUUAAGAGGCAUAGUCGCGAUUGUUCGCGUCUGGCAUAGAGAGAAAAAAGGAGGAAGAAGAUGAAACCUUACUCUCAAUGCUUUUGCCGGAGAUGGAGGUCACCAAUUAAAACAAACAUAUGGAAACCAUUGGGUUCUUCUUACUGUAACGCAUGACGUCAAGUGUUUGUGUUUGUGUUUGUUUUCUCGUUUUUCUCGUUGAAUAUUUUUAUUUUUUAUUUUUUUAAGAGGAGAGAUAAUUUACAUGUCAAAUUUUUAGAAUAGAUUCUGUUGUGUAUGCGUUUGAAUUUUUUUCAUAUAUGUAUUUUAAUGGUGAACCUGCACAUUCCUAUCUAUUCUUAAUUUGCAACCUACAUUAAGAAAAAAUCCAAUCUGUUUUUUUAGUUUAUGAAGCUGUUGGUUUGUCUUAUUAUAUAUUAUACAUGUUUUGUUUUGUUUUGUUUUUGAUGGUGUGUUUUAAAAAAUAUAUAAAUCAAAAUGGUUGAGUUCAAUUGUUUUGAUUUCAAUCUCAUUAGUAGUCAAAUCAAACAAGCAGAGACAAUCACUGCAGUUUCAUGAUUAAGAAGAAACUAAAAACCCGAAUCUCACCAUUCAUUUCAAAGUCAUGUUUUCUUAAAAUUUCAUUUCCACGGUUGUUUUCCUUCCAGAUUUCAGAAUAGGUUUCUUCAUAUCCACAAUACGAUUUCCAAUCAAAGCAACCCUUGAACUUGGAUAAUGAAUGACACCCAUCGAAGGCUAAUCCUCCAACUUCACAAUUAUCUUGUGAAAGAAAACAAAAUUGCAGAUAAAUCUGAUCAAAUCCUUUAAUUUCAUGCCAACGCAAGAAUCUCAUCUUCCCAACGCAGCAGUCAAUCCCCAAAUCAUAUUCAGUCAUACACACAUGAACAAAAACAAAUAAACAAGAGAUAGACAGAAAGAUAGUCAAAGAGCUCACAACCUGAAGCACAAUGACCCUUUGAAAGACCAACAAUCUUGUCAAAGAAAGCCGCUUGAGUUGUCAACGGAGUGCUUGCCGACAAAACCAUGUCGACAGUAGGGUUUCUAGGUUUGUGCAUUGCGUAGGAAUUCAUGUUGGAGAAGCACAAGGGAGCAGAAGAAGCAAUAGGAGAAAGAAAGAAAGAAAGAAAGAAAGAAGGAAAGAACAAACGAACGAAAGAAGAAUGAGCAUGAAGCCAUGGAUAGAACCCUGACCGAGGAGCCUGGACCGACCGACCGACGAGCGUGGGUGCAACAGGAGUGUGUGUGUGUGUGGUGGGGGUUGUUUCUUCCAAGAGCCACGAGCGGGGAGUUGGGUGGUGGCCAUGGAUGAAAGGCUUUGGGGUGACUUACGAGAGGAGCUCGUAGAUAGGGUGUUGGCCAGGCUCCCCAUUGACAGCUUCUUUCGUUUGCGCGCAGUGUGUAAACGGUGGAAUGCCAUCAUUCAUUCUCACAGCUUCAUUUCCGAUUGCUCUCAGGUGACGUCGCCUUUGGGGCACUAUUUCAUUAAGGCGGACAGGCGAGCGGACAGAGUGCUGUUGGGGUACAGCUGUGCGUUGUCCAAGUGGCAUCGGAUUGCACUCGAUUUCCUUCCCAUGCAGAUCCAGCCCGCGGCGUCGGCAGGAGGCUUGGUGUGUCUGGUGGCGGAUUACCGGCCGUUCGCUCUAUUCGUGUGCAAUCCCAUCACCAAGGUGGCUCGGCAGCUGCCCCCGCGCAUUUGCAAACGCAGGCCGCGGAUUGUGUGCAUGGUGGUGGAUAGGUGGGUGCAAGGCUACAAAAUCAUCGCCGCGGGGGGUUACCGAACCGAUGACGACCGAUGGACCACUGAGGUGUUUGACUCCGUCACCAGCUCAUGGCGCGUCUCUGGAAGCCUCCUGCAAGAAGAGUUCACCAAGCGCGCCGUCUGUUGCAGGUUACUCACAUCAUCAUCUCAACUGCUUGUCGUCGUUCAACCCCAUAUUGAAUCGCUACAACAUCGAUUCAAACACAGCAUUCAAUGUGUCGGUAAUACUAGUUCUUUGACACACCGGGGCGAUUCUUUGCGGUGCAGAAAUUCUCUGUAUUGUUUGACGUGCGGGCCAAAUAGCGGUUUACUAGAGUAUAACAUACAGCACGAAGUGUGGUCCCGGGUGAAGACGCAGCGGAUGCCCGGAAACGUGAAAUCUCGGCAAUUGUUUCAGUGUAAAGGGAGGAUUGGAAUCGUGGGCAAAGCAUCACGAAACCAGACUUUGGGUUUGUGUAUUUGGUUUUUGGAUUUGAAGACCUUGAAAUGGGUCGAGUAUGGAAGGAUGCCUCCGGACAUGUUUGAUCGAUUGUACAAAAAAUGGCCAUGCGACAGCAUGUAUUGUGCCGGAUAUGAUGAUAUCAUCUUUUUCACUCGUUUUUAUUCGCCUCUUGGCUUGAUCUUCAGUCUCUCCAAGUAUCAAUGGGAAUGGGUGCCGCCUUGUCCGUUGCUCCGAGACGGCUCCUUGAACAUUCCUCGUCCGAGGAAUUGGUCCGUCUUCCAGCAUGAACUAGAUGGCUUCUCCUUUGAACCUAGAUUAGACGCCAGUCCAUUCCACAAGGCUUGAAAACUUAUCAAUGAAUCCAUCUCAAUAACCCCAAAUCUACAAACAUCCUUUGCAAUCUGUGAUCAGCUUUUUUCUUCA